AUGAGAGAUUUGCAGUUAUUGUUGAUUUUCGAGUCGUUCCGAGAAUUCAAAAACGAUUUUCCAAUCAUUUUCUUUUCUUCCUUUUUUCCCCCCUAUAUUUCUUCUUUUUUGCUUUUCUUUGUGCUUUUAUUUUUCUCUUUUCACACACUCAUAUAUCUUUCUUUUUUAUUUCUCCCCUUUCUUCUUUCUCUCUCUCUCUCUCUCUCUCACACACACACACUCCCUUUCCCUAUUUCACUCAUCUUUAAUUCUCUCUAUUUCCGUUUCCUCCUCCUUUGCCUCCUUUUGUUCCGUUAUUAUCUUUCUAUGUUUUUCUUUCUUUUUAUUGUAUUCUCUUUUUUUUUUACUCUCUACUCUCUUUUUACUGUCUCUCUUUCCUUCCACCACUCUCUCAUUCUUUUUACUCGUUCCUUCCACAUCUUUUUUAUCCACUCUUUUUACAAUCCUCUUUUUUCGUUCUUUCUUUUCCAUUCUUUCUCUCACUUACUAUUUCCCGACUUUUCUGGUGACCUGUCGCAAAAGUCUUCAGCACGAAAACUUCAAAGAUCAAGACAUUGCCCAGAACAUCUGCCUUCAGGUCAACUGGAUAAAUAUCAUGGACAAAAUAAAUUUGACAGGUUGCCAAAUCAAAUCGACUUGUGCGCCAAUGACUGUGUUUUAUAG
This is a messenger RNA of Acanthosepion pharaonis, 663 nucleotides long. The record is from the annotation of a GenBank genome assembly. NCBI's taxonomy places the organism in Eukaryota, Metazoa, Mollusca, Cephalopoda, Sepiida, Sepiidae.